Messenger RNA from Salvia splendens (bonfire salvia), 2236 nucleotides. RefSeq names its product pentatricopeptide repeat-containing protein At2g35030, mitochondrial-like. The transcript has a single exon. The record is from RefSeq and is a predicted model, not a curated record. NCBI's taxonomy places the organism in Eukaryota, Viridiplantae, Streptophyta, Magnoliopsida, Lamiales, Lamiaceae. Gene Ontology annotation, biological process: RNA modification. Gene Ontology annotation, molecular function: RNA binding; protein binding. Bases 374 to 2182 code for a protein of 602 amino acids.
CCCUUAGAUAAACACCUGAGGCAAGCUCACUGCUUUCUCCUUCAAAGCCUCCUGCAGCUCGACCAUUAUUGAAUCAAUACCUAAGAACAUUGAAUCAACCAAUUCGUUCUGCUAAACUGGAAGAGAAAACUCACUGGCGCCAGAAUAACAAUCUUCAGACUUCAUAUUAAUGCACUGAUUCUCUCAAUCAGUCCUUUUCCUAUUGGAAACCCCCCAAAAACAGCGGUCAAAUUGCAGCAAUUUAGGUGUUUCCAAGUAAGAGGAAAACCAAUUGCAACAGGAAUUGAGGAGUGCAGGAGAUAGGAGAGUGUGUGGAUUAGAUAGAGAAUCAGUGGAUGGGUUGGGCUGGAGGCUGGACGAGGAAAGUUUCAUAAUGUAUCGCCAAAUUUCAACUCUUACACAGAAUAGCAUGAAAUCUGCUCCUUUAAGCUCUGUUUGCUCUAAUUUCUAUGCAGCAAAGUUUCACUUAUUGAGAUUGUAUCACUCAAUGACCGAAGCUGAGAAACAGUCGAAACUAUCGAUUCCUAGACAAGAUUACUCGCUCAAACAAGACGUGGCUAGGGCUAACUGUACGAUCACAUGCUUAUGCGAAGAGGGGAAGAUUCGUGAAGCGCGCCAACUGUUUGAAGUAAUGCCUGAAAGGGAUGUGAUCUCGUGGACGGCGCUGAUCUCGGGAUACAUGAAGUGUGGUCUGGUCGGAGAAGCGCGGGAGCUUUUCGACAGGGUUGAUGCUGAGAAAAAUGGAGUUACUUGGACGGCUAUGAUAUCCGGGUACUUGAAAAUGAAUAGAGUUGCCGAGGCAAAGAAGCUUUUCGACGAAAUGACGGAGAAGAAUGUGGUGGCUUGGAACACUAUGAUUGAAGGGUAUGUCCGAAGUGGCGAGAUUGACCAGGCGUUGCUGCUGUUUGAGAGGAUGGGAGAGAGGAACAUCCUUUCUUGGAACACGGUGAUCUCGGGGUUGGUGAGCUGCGGGAGGGUGGAGGAGGCGAGGGGGAUCUUCGACCGGAUGUCUGUAAGGAAUGUGAUUUCUUGGAACAUUAUGAUAUCGGGAUUGUCAAGAUAUGGGAAGGUAGAUGAAGCUAGAUUGCUCUUUGAUAGGAUGCCUGAGCGUAGUGUUGUGUCUUGGAACGCGAUGAUCACUGGUUUUAUGCAAAAUGGCGAGCUGGAGAAGGGGAGGAGGUUGUUUGAUGAGAUGCCGGGGAAGAAUGUGGUUUCUUGGACUGCUGUAAUAAGCGGAUACACGCAGUGUGGCAGAAGCGAGGAAGCUUUGAGAAUGUUCUACGAGAUGAAUAGGAGUCUAAGGGUGAAGCCUAAUGAAGGGACAUUUGCGAGUGUUUUGGGAGCUUGUAGUGACUUUGCUGGUCUUGUUGAAGGAUUGCAAUUGCAUCAAGUAAUAAGCAAGACUGUAUACCAAGAGAGUGAGUUUGUGAUCUCAUCACUUAUCAACAUGUAUUCGAAAUGUGGAGUAGUGGCGAUGGCUAGAAAAGUGUUUGAUCACGGGCUGAGGCGCUGCAGAGACUUGGUCUGCUGGAACUCCAUGAUCUCUGCCUAUGCUCACCACGGAUGUGGAAGGGAUGCGAUCAUGGUGUUUGAGGAGAUGCGGAGGAGGGGUUUCAAGCCAAACGAGGUCACCUAUGUUGGUUUGCUCUCUGCUUGCAGCUAUGCCGGUUUAGUACAGGAAGGGCUGGAUUACUUUGAAAUGCUUUCUCGAAACAAGUCUAUAAAAGUGAGGGAAGAGCAUAACACGUGCAUAGUCGAUCUGUAUGGCCGAGCAGGGAGGUUAAAGGAGGCGUUCGAGCUUAUGAAGAAGCUUGGUGGUGGUAGAGCAUCAGUAAAUAGUUGGUGCACACUUCUGUUGGGAUGCAAGAUUCAUGGGAAUGAUGAGAUAGGAAAACAGGUUGCUGAGAAACUUCUGGAUGUGGAAACAGAAGGAAAUGCAGGCACUUAUGCGCUCGUGUCUAGCUUAUACGCUGCUCGAGGGAGGACAACGAAGGCUGAGAUGGUGAAGCUGAGGAUGAAGCAGGAGGGGCUCAAGAAACAGCCUGGUUGCAGCUGGAUUGAUGUUGGGAACAAGUUUCAUGUUUUUGCUGCUGGGGAUAGAUGUAAUGAGUUUUUAAUCAUUGAUCUUCAUGAGAAAAUGAAGAAUAUUGGUGAUGGUGACAUGCUACUUGGUAGUGAAUGACGGAGGAUAUUGCAAUACUGAAAUCCAAGAGAUGAACACAAUUUGGAUAAUAAA